AUGGGGACGGGGACGUCCAAGGAUGCCGACGGCGUGUCUCACGAUGAGAGCGACGGCCGAGACGGAAGUCUGGACCAGGCCGGCGGGCAGCUGUAUGUGUCGCUGAAGAUGGAGAAUUACAAGCUUAAUGGCGAGAUUAUUCCUCACGUCUACGGCUCUGUCCCUCUCGUUGGCUCCUGGGAUCCUUUCAAGGCUCUGUCAAUGGAGCGGGAAUCGGCGUCAAUGUGGGAAUUGAGUUUUGUUGUUCCUCCUAAUCAUGAAACUUUGGAUUUUAAGUUCCUUCUGAAGCCAAAGUACGGCAGCACUCCUUGUGUGAUCGAGGAGGGGCCAAACCGGGUUCUCUCCAGGGGUGCAUUGCAAGGAGAAUCAAGGCUGGCUGUGUUUAGGAACGGUGAGGAAACUUUGGAAUAUAGAGUCUUCAUAAAGGCUGAUCAAGUUUCUCCAUUUGAUCUUGCGGCCAGUUGGAGGGCUUACCAGGAGAACCUUCGGCCUUCAUCUGUUCGUGGGAUCCCUGAUGUUAGUAUCAAUUCUGCACCAAUGGCUGGAGCUGAGAAUGGAUCUUCUGCCAGUUUGGAGCUCGAUCUUGAACACUAUCUUGUCCCGGCUCCAUCAACUUCUGCAAACUCAGGAAUGGUGUAUGCCGCUAACAAUGCAGAGAAUCCAAGGUUUACAAUGACGGAUGCAGCAUGGUAUAAUUCCUAUUCAUUCAAGGAUGCCAGUAUUCCUUCUGAUCAGCCACCCACCUUUAAGGGCAUUGAGAUUGUCAUCCCAGAUCCCUCCAAAGUAUAUCCUGGUACUGGAACCGUCGAAUCAAAGUCGCUGGGGUAUUUUUUGCCUCUCCAAAGACAAGAUAGUCACAGGGGGCUUUUUGUGGAUAGGGGUGUUGGAUCUCCUAGACUGCUUAAAUCACCAAGUUCAAAUACAUUCACAUUUGAUCUUAAACAGGAGGCAGAGACCAAGAAUUUGAUGCCAGCAGCUGCUGGAGCUGUUGCUGCUGGAGCUGUAGCUGAUCAGAUGCUUGGUCCGAAGGAAGACAGACAUUUGGCGAUAGUACUGGUUGGUCUUCCUGCUCGGGGAAAGACCUUUACUGCAGCUAAACUCACUCGCUAUCUUCGCUGGUUGGGUCAUAACACCAAACAUUUCAAUGUUGGGAAGUAUCGACGCCUUAAGCAUGGCACUAACCAGAAUGCUGAUUUUUUCCGAGGCGAUAAUCCUGAAGGCGUGGAAGCACGUAAUGAGGUAGCAUCACUUGCAAUGGAAGACAUGAUUGCUUGGAUGCAAGAGGGUGGGCAGGUAGGAAUAUUUGAUGCCACAAACAGUACCAGGGAAAGAAGGAAUAUGCUGAUGAAAAUGGCUGAAGGAAAUUGCAAGAUGAUAUUUUUGGAAACUUUAUGCAAUGAUAAACGCAUUAUUGAGAGGAACAUUCGUCUUAAAAUCCAGCAAAGCCCGGAUUACGCUGAACAGCCUGAUUUUGAAGCUGGAUAUGAAGACUUCAAAAGUCGGCUAGAUAAUUAUGAAAAGGUCUACGAACCCGUCGAAGAAGGCUCGUACAUUAAAAUGAUAGACAUGGUCAGUGGUAAUGGUGGGCAAAUUCAGGUGAACAAUAUAAGUGGCUACCUUCCUGGGCGCAUUGUUUUCUUCCUGGUGAAUACACAUCUCACGCCUCGUCCAAUCUUACUUACUAGGCAUGGAGAAAGCCGACACAAUCUUAGAGGCAGAAUUGGAGGUGAUUCCUUAUUGAGUGAUACUGGAGAAAUAUAUGCCAAGAAGCUUUCAAACUUCGUUGAGAAGCGACUGAAAUCUGAGAAAGCGGCUUCUAUUUGGACUAGCACACUGCAGAGGACAAUCCAAACAGCAGGUCCAAUUGUUGACUUUCCCAAGAUCCAAUGGCGGGCACUCGAUGAGAUAAAUGCUGGAGUUUGUGAUGGAAUGACCUACGAGGAAAUAAAGAGGAACAUGCCAGAGGAGUAUGAGUCCCGAAAGAAUGAUAAGCUGAGGUACAGGUAUCCGCGUGGAGAAUCCUAUCUAGACGUCAUUCAGAGGCUGGAGCCAGUGAUCAUUGAACUCGAGAGACAAAGGGCACCUGUUGUGGUCAUCUCUCACCAGGCGGUAUUGAGGGCUCUGUAUGCUUAUUUUGCUGAUAGGCCUUUGAAAGAAAUUCCACAUAUCGAGAUGCCACUGCACACGAUCAUCGAGAUACAGAUGGGAGUUACUGGUGUGCAAGAGAAAAGAUACAAACUCAUGGACUGA
Linum trigynum is the source of this 2250-nucleotide messenger RNA. The record is from the annotation of a GenBank genome assembly. Lineage: Eukaryota; Viridiplantae; Streptophyta; Magnoliopsida; Malpighiales; Linaceae.